Messenger RNA from Xyrichtys novacula (pearly razorfish), 3317 nucleotides. NCBI's taxonomy places the organism in Eukaryota, Metazoa, Chordata, Actinopteri, Labriformes, Labridae. The record is from the annotation of a GenBank genome assembly.
AUGGCAGGGGGUUUAAGGAAAAAGUCUCCGGGAUCCCCUUCUCCUCUGUGGGGGAAACUUCAGACGCUCUGGCAGGACAAACACCUGGUCCUGUUCAAAACGGAGUACACGUUACUGGUUGUUUCGAUCCUGUGGUUUCUGGAGAUCGGCAUCAAUGUGUGGGUCAUACAGAAAGUAGCAUGUAAGUAGCUGCGCGGCUAGUUAGCAUGCUCCUGUGUUUUGAAUUCACCUCAGCGUGUCUCGAUGCUAAGUUGUUAGCAUCGGCUACCUCAAUAACUUCUGCAGCCACCUGUCAGAGGGAAUUUACUGCCCUUGCAUGACAUUUUUAGUCGCAUGUCUUGUCCUGGUGUUCAGCGAGAUUAUUUAUUUGCAGCACCGGCUCGCCUGAAAACUUUGUAAUGUUUAAGAUGUGGUUUUACUUUUACACACUGUACAGGUCCAACUUGUCAAAUUAAUAACAGCUCACUGAGGAGACGUAAUGCAUAUAUUUUAGGCAUCAGUGUGUCAUCCACACAUUAGUAACUUGUACUUCUAAUCAACUGCAGAAGGUGUAAUAAUUAACUUCAAUUAUAAUAAUAACUUUAUUUGUAUAACACUUUUAUUUUUCAUAUUGUUUUUAUUUCCAUUUGCCACAGAGUACAACAAUUUCAUUUUAUGUAUAAACAUAAAUUACACAAAAUAAUAUACACAAAAUCAGAGUCACACCAGGAGAAAAAAGAAGAAAAAUACAAAAAAAACAAAACAAAAUAAAUAUAUAGCACCCAAUGAGCACAGUAUUGUGGCAGACUUGUGGGUGUCCUCCAUCUCAAACCAUUUUCACACAAUUUUUCUAAUAAUUUUUCUAAUUCCUUUUUCAGUUCAUUAAAAAACAGUAAAAAAAUAUGUAUACUGGACAAUCUUGUUGGUAUGGGUAGAGAAAGUUGAGGUCAGAAUCGAAGGUUACUCCCAGAUUUCUGGCUGUUUUCAUGAUUGCUGAAUGUGAACCAAGACAAGACUGUACGAGGGGGGGAAUUUUGUAUGUUACGGAGAAUUAUUUCAGAUUUUGAAUAAUUUAGCUGAAGGAAAUUUUGUGCCAUCCAACGAUCAUUAAUCAUUACUUAUCCUCUGUGAUUACUUCAAAUAACAUUGAAUUAUUGUUUAUUCAGAUAAUUUAUAAAAAUAAUAGAAAGAAACUGUGGUCACAGAAAUUAUUUUAAAACAGGCCAUUGUGGAUCUACAGUAGUUGUAAUGGACAUGUGGCAAAACAAUAAAAGAAAGUCCGAUAUAAAAGGGACAUUGACAGUGGCAUCCCGUUUAUGAUCACUAAGUUGUGUUUUGUUCCACAGACACUGAGAUUGAUUGGAAAGCCUACAUGGAUGAAGUAGAGGGAGUCAUCAACGGCACCUAUGACUACACUCAGCUUAAAGGGGACACUGGUCCUUUGGUGUGAGUUUCAGAAGCUUCCAGCGAUGUAUGUCACUCCACCCUGUACAAAGCUUUCAGUUCAAGUAUGUGAAAUCAAUCAGCCCCAUGUUGUUGCAGGUAUCCAGCUGGCUUUGUCUACAUCUUCUCAGCUCUUUACUACAUCACCAGUCACGGGGUCAACAUCCGUCUGGGCCAGUACAUUUUUGCCAUUUUCUACCUCAUCACGCUGCUGCUUGUAUUCAGGAUAUAUCACCGCACUAAGAAGGUCAGUCUGUCUAACAGAUUGCUGAAUUUAAUAUGAAAAAAACGUGGAACAACACACAGUAAUUAUGUCUAUUCAUUUCUCUGAACUUUCCAGGUUCCUCCUUAUGUGUUCUUCUUUGUAUGCUGUGCCUCUUAUCGGAUUCACUCUAUUUUUGUGCUGCGUCUCUUUAAUGACCCUGUGGCCAUGAUGCUGUUGUUCGCAGCCAUCAACCUCUUCAUGGAUGGAUACUGGACUCUAGGCUGUGGCUUUUACAGGCAAGUGUGCAUUCAUUUUUAGCUAAAUGGAUCUUUUCAAAAAUGUUCGUUUUAGGCGAUUAAACUGAUUUCUUUUUGUUUUUGAAACUCUGUUGAAUCAUUGUACUAUUUUUUUUUAUGAUACAGGAUAAAAUUACAAUUCAAUCUUCCUCUCUUUCUGACAGUUUAGCAGUGUCUGUGAAAAUGAAUGUACUGCUCUUUGCUCCGGGGCUACUUUUCCUCCUCCUGUCUGAGUUUGGUCUUAUCAAGACUAUCCCCAAACUUUCUCUGUGUGCAGUCAUCCAGGUAAAAUUUUUCAUAUAUUAACAAAUGAGGCGUACAUUUACCCACAAGCCCAAUCUCUAAAUAAACCUCUUAUGGUGUUGCAGCUUCUGCUGGGCUUGCCUUUCCUUUUGGAGAAUCCUAUUGGUUAUCUGAGUCGGGCGUUCGAUCUCGGUCGGCAGUUUAUGUUCAAGUGGACUGUGAACUGGCGCUUCUUGCCAGAGUGGCUCUUCUUGAAUCGUUACUUCCACUUACUCCUGCUGACUGUCCAUCUGCUCACCCUGCUGCUCUUUGCACUACGCCGUUGGAAGAGGUGAGACCGACUUUUGUACUGCUGGCAUAAAAUAUGGUUGAAGGUAGGCCUGAAUAAACAAGGACUUGAAAUGUCAAUUUUUCUUCCAUCAUGCUCAUUCAUGGCAUAGAGGUUGAAUUAUUAUGAAUGGUAACUUUCUCCUCUCUCCCCAGGCCAGGUGAAAGCAUCUUUGAACUACUCAAGGAGCCAGGCAAGAGGAAAAGCCCUGCUCAGAAGCUCACUGUAGAUCAUAUCCUUUCGAUCCUCUUAAAUUAGCUCUCAUUUGUAGAUCAUUUUCUUAUUUUCAGCAGCGCUAUUGAACUCAAAGGCUCAAAUAAAGAGAGUCUGUACUCGUACUCCCUGAUGUUUAUCAUAGUCUUGUGCUGGUUACUCACCAUCUGUUGUGACAAACCUUAACAGACAAUCACAGAUAGUGUUGAUCCUGUUCACCUCUAACUUCAUAGGUAUGUGCUUCAGUCGUUCUUUGCACUACCAGUUUUACGUCUGGUACUUCCACACGCUGCCAUACCUGCUCUGGAGCGGUGGAGUUAAGAAGUUGGCUCAUCUGCUCAGGUAAGAUGAGUUAAAAGAUAUACCUAUCCUAAUCUUGAACCAUCUGUCCCUUUUUUUAAUCGUGUAUUUGUUUCUCCUGGUGGUCAGGGUCCUAAUCCUGGGUCUGAUCGAGCUCUCGUGGAACACCUACCCCUCUACCAACAGCAGCUCGGCUGCCCUCCAUGUCUGCCACCUCAUCAUCCUCCUCUGUCUGUGGCUAGCCCCGCCCCUUUUGUCAACACCAGAAGGAUCACAAGAAGCUGCACCUGUAAAAGACAAACGCCAGUGA